Molecule: messenger RNA, 3123 nt
Organism: Botrytis fragariae
Lineage: Eukaryota; Fungi; Ascomycota; Leotiomycetes; Helotiales; Sclerotiniaceae
Product: putative mfs general substrate transporter protein
Exons: 14
Coding region: 1-3123 (1040 amino acids)
Biological process (GO): regulation of DNA-templated transcription; DNA-templated transcription; transmembrane transport
Molecular function (GO): transmembrane transporter activity; zinc ion binding; DNA binding
Source: RefSeq, a predicted model, not a curated record
AUGCCGAAUCCCCCGAUUGUCUUUAUCGAAAGUCGAGAGCAUUUGGUAUUCCCUGCGAGCGUUGUGAUGUCGGCCGUAGAUCCUGCCCCACGGACAAGACGACGGGCAGCUCAUGCAUGCGAUGUUUGCCGAUUGAGGAAAAUCAGAUGCGAUGGGCACAAUCCAUGUGCUACAUGCAUAGCGACGGAUCAGGAUUGUUCGUAUGGAAUUGAUGUAAAUCCUCGAGGCAAGAAUGACUCGAUUUUGGAGGGCGUCCUCCGCAUCGAGAGAUAUCUACAGGAUAUGAAUGCAAUGAUGGCUGCUUCGCCUGCUUUUAUGAAUCAUCAUGUCGCCAAUGAUCACAAUUCAGGCUCGCCUCAAACGGCGUACUCAGGGGGAGCAACAAUUGCAUCACCAUUACCACAACAGAUAACUAGACCUCGUCAUCUAUCUUUUCAUGAUGAACAAAGUGUCCACAAUGCCGUUCUAUCUUCUUUUCACACUUCGGCUACCGAGUCCAUUCUCUCAUGGCAGCUCUUCGAUGUGUUCCCUUCCAUCAGACAAAACUACACCUCCAUCUUCCAUCUGGAACAAGCAAUUAUGCCAAUCGCUAGCAGGUCGUCUACUAUGCAUCCAUAUGUCGGAAGUCCAGAGCUGGAUCACAUCAUUGAGUCAUUUCAAGCAAACAUAAAUUUUUGGUAUCCUGCGAUGUCAAACAAUAAGAGAAAUCAACUCCGAGAUUGUGUGUUGUUACGGAAAUUGGAGCAACCUACAACUCUAUCUGUAUUGGCUCUAUUGAUGAUGUCACUGGGAUGCGCAAGUCAAUCAAUCAUAGAUAUUGCUGUUCCGAGGGAUCUGACAACGGAUGAGCAUGAGUACUACAAGGGACGGAAACUAAUGGCAGAUAUCUAUUUCGAUGAAGUUCUGAAGAGACUGUACAUUCCUCAUACCGAAAUGAGUUCAACUGCUGUUCAAUGUCUUUUCUACACUGCGGUAUACUUUGCAUUUUCUCAGCGACCACUUCAAGCAUGGGAAUACAUUAACGCAACCGCUGCAAAAUGUCGGCUGCUCUUAUCUUACCACUCACCUGGAGAAUCGGCCGAAGAUGUCGAAUGUUUAAGGCGCAUCUUCUGGUCAUGUUAUAUACUUGAAAGUGACUACCUUGCGGAGUUAUCUGGUCUUCCUGAGUCGGGUCUUGCAUCAAUUGAAUCAACUAUACCCCUUCCAGGUAGUUACGAUACACACGACUCACAAGUAGACGAAGAACAUUCAUCACUCUAUUUCCUAGCAUGUAUCUCAAUGCGUCGACUUCUAAAUCGCGUUCACAACCUUCUCUAUGCUAAGGAAACCGGAGCAAGUCUUGACGACGCACGUUUCCCGUUCAUUGUGGAAGAACUAGACCAUCAACUCGAAGAAUGGAGGGACUUUUUACCCCCAGCUUUACAAUUCGUCGUCGAUACACAACCUGCUCAAGGUCAACACGCAGGAUUUCUGAGACAGAGAUAUUUGACAUGUAGAAGCGUUAUUUAUCGACCUUACUUGACUUGGGUUCUUACAAAUCAUUCUCAAGACAUAAAUGUCGCACAAAAUGUACUGGAAAAGUGUCGAAAUUGCUUAGAUGCCUGUUUGCUUCACAUAAUUAAUUUACGAGGAAUGACGGGCGCAAUGCUUGUACUCCUCGCCGCUUCCCGUCUCCCAUAUCUCCGUAUUCUUCUCGGCCAAGACGUCACAAACAUUGGAUCACAUCUUCAAACAUUAAUCAAAAGCUCAGAUGAGGUCUCCGCAAACCUUGAUCCCACCAAAUCCAACAAUGACACGAUCACAACUUCACCGAACUCAGCUGUUGCUGUCUUUCCUGAGAACACAGCUUUCGCAAAAAGGCUGGUCAGAAAAAUAGAUUUAAGACUUAUGCCAUUGAUGUUUAUAACGUUUAAUUUUAAUUACAUCGAUAAGAGUAUUUUGAGCACUGCGGCUGUGUUUGGGUUGGUUGGGGAUACGCAUCUCGUGGACGGCCAGUUUAGUUCCAUCUCCAGUGUCUUCUAUUUCGGCUAUCUUUUGUGGGAAUACCCCGGUGUCUAUCUCAUCCAAACCCUCCCUGUUGCAAAAUAUAUUGCAGCGGAUAUUGUGAUCUGGGGAAUCAUUGUUGCGAGUACGGCUUCAUGUACCUCUUAUGAGGGACUAAUGGUAGCGAGGCUAUUCACGGGGAUGGUAGAAUCAAGUAUUAGUCCAGCGUUUCUGUAUGUUACGAGCAUGUGGUAUACGAGGGAUGAAAUGCCUAGUCGUAUGGGGCUGUGGUAUGCGGGGAAUUCUUUUGGGGGUGCCGUCGCUAGUUUGCUCUCUUUUGGGAUUGGACAGAUUCAUUCUUCAUUGAAACCUUGGAAGUUGUUAUAUAUUAUAUUUGGAUUAGCAACAGCUAUAUGGGGCUUUAUUGUCCUCGUUUUCCUACCAGAUACUAUCUCCAGAGCCAAGUUUCUCACCCCGGAAGAGAAGAAAUGUGCAGAGGAGAGAGUUCGUGUAGCAGGGACUGGAAUUACUAUGUCUGUCAAAAACGACUGGAAAGGCGAACAGGCCAUCGAGUGUCUACUCGAUCCAAAAACGUGGUUUUGCGUUUUCAUUUCCUUGUUUACCAUGAUCCCGAAUGGAGGAACAACCAGUUUCGCAAACAUUCUCAUAACAAGCUUUGGAUUUACUGGUCUCCAAUCAACUCUCAUCUCCCUCCCAUCUUCUCUAAUAUCUUUUCUCACAAUCGUAAUAUCCGGACAUCUCGCGUCCCGCUAUCGCGACACCACGACUCUUCUUCUCUCUACCCUUCUUCUUCCCCCUAUUAUCGGCGCAAGCCUCAUGAACUGGGCUCCUCUCAAUUCGCUAAAACUAACAGGGUUCUAUCUCAUUGGCUUCUCGCAUGCGACUAUUCCAUUAACAAUGAGUCUUAUAGGAGCGAACACAAGAGGGACGACAAAAAAAAUGACAAUGAGUGCUUGUAUCGAUGGCGGUGGGACUGAGGGAUAUUUAAAGGGGGUUAAUGGGAGGAGGGAUAGAGAGGAAUGGGGUUUGGAGUCCGAGGAUGAGGAACCAGAGGGAGAAAUGGACAUGGGCGGGGAUCUCACAGAUUUUCAAACUCGAGGAUUCAGAUAUAGAUUAUAA